Messenger RNA from Galdieria sulphuraria, 489 nucleotides. RefSeq lists its product as uncharacterized. NCBI's taxonomy places the organism in Eukaryota, Rhodophyta, Bangiophyceae, Galdieriales, Galdieriaceae. Bases 32 to 331 code for a protein of 99 amino acids. The record is from RefSeq and is a predicted model, not a curated record. The transcript has 2 exons.
CAAAGAAUCGGCGCUCAAACAAUUAUUAAAGAUGGGAGGCCACUCGAGGAAAGCUCAAUAUCCCAAACAAGUAUGGCAUCCUUUUGGAGGUUGGUUUCCUCAUCCACGAAACUGGAAGAGGAACACAAAUAUAGCCACCCUCAUCAUGGCGCUCACCGUGAUACCCAUUAUUUAUUAUGCGGAAAAACAUACUACCUAUUAUCAGUACCCCUACCAUAAAAUUCCUUGGAGGCCCAACUUGAAAACUUUUGAUGAAGAUUUGGAGGAAAGAAGAAGGGCGAAGAUGGAAAGCAAGGAUCUUGGGAGUUCUGACGAUCAAUUGGAUACAUAGAACGAGCACAACUUAAUCUGUUAGUUGGAUAUUGAGUUACUUGAGACUUUGUCAGUUCAGUUGAUCCAUGUAAAAUUUGUUCUUCGUCAAUUUCACUUUGGAAACUUUGAAAAUAGCUUUAGAGAUAAGUUAAAGUCAAUUCCAAUAUUGUUUGGAUA